UAUAUUCGAAUCAAUAUUGAUGGAGACUAUAUAGACAAUGAUGACGACGCAUUCCGCAUCAUAGCAAAGCAUCUUACGUCUCCUUUGAUGCGUCACAAACGUUUCAAAAAUGCACAAUUCAAAAACAUGGAGUUUCUAGAGAUUGUUCUUCAGGAGACGCAGAUUUGCAACGUGCCUUUGCUCAUUGUUCUGGACCAUUUCUCCUCAUUCUGCCACCAAACCAAGCAAACCCUCCUCUACACCUUGCUCGAUUUGUGUGGAAGCAAAAACGUUCAGCUGUGCAUCAUCGGAAUUGACUGCGAUUGCACCAUCACCGAACGGCUCGAAAAGCGAAUCCAAAGCAGGUCUUUCUAUGCUUCCGAAUUCACUUCAGAUUCUCGCAGCGGGAGAUCGUAG
Messenger RNA from Blastocystis hominis, 396 nucleotides. RefSeq lists its product as hypothetical. Gene Ontology annotation, biological process: DNA replication; DNA replication initiation. Gene Ontology annotation, cellular component: nuclear origin of replication recognition complex; nucleus. The record is from RefSeq and is a predicted model, not a curated record. The transcript is spliced from 3 exons. NCBI's taxonomy places the organism in Eukaryota, Bigyra, Opalinata, Blastocystidae. Gene Ontology annotation, molecular function: DNA replication origin binding. Bases 88 to 396 code for a protein of 102 amino acids.